Molecule: messenger RNA, 2286 nt
Organism: Coniophora puteana RWD-64-598 SS2
Lineage: Eukaryota; Fungi; Basidiomycota; Agaricomycetes; Boletales; Coniophoraceae
Product: glycosyltransferase family 33 protein
Exons: 11
Coding region: 171-1604 (477 amino acids)
Cellular component (GO): endoplasmic reticulum
Molecular function (GO): mannosyltransferase activity
Source: RefSeq, a predicted model, not a curated record
CGCGACACGACGAGGCCGACACCGAGUAUGCCCUUCCACUCGCUCUCGUUCUUGUCGUUCUUUCUGGUCUCGCCAUUACGUGGCGCAUAAGCUACGCGAUCAGUCAUGUGAAGCCAUCUCUUAGGACCGUCGUCGUGUUUGUCCUGGGAGAUGUUGGACGGAGUCCGAGGAUGAUGUAUCAUGCCGAAAGCUUCGCCAAGAACGAGUUCGACACCUAUGUCGUCGGGUAUAGAGGCUCGAAACCGGUCGCAUCGCUCACAUCUCUCCCUCAUGUGCACCUUACUUGGCUUCAUGAGCCUCCCCGCAUCCUUUCCAUGUUGCCCUUUAUCCUUGGAGGGCCUCUAAAAGUUGUUCACCAAGUCCUUUCCAUACUUACUGUGUUGCUGCUUGAAAUUGAGAAACCACCCGAAUUCAUCAUUGUUCAGAAUCCGCCAAGCAUCCCAACCCUUCCCCUCCUGUAUCUUGUCUCCCUGCUACGCGGAAGCAAGCUCAUCAUCGACUGGCAUAACCUUGGAUACACCAUCCUCGCUCUAAAGCUCAAGGUCACGCAUCCCUUGGUUAAGGUCGCGAAAUGGAUUGAAGCAACGUUUGGAAGAAGAGCAUACGCGCACCUCUUCGUCACUGAUGCUAUGCGCGAGCAUCUUGAACGCGAAUGGGGACUAAUCGGACAAAAGGUUGUUUUACACGACCGACCUCCGUCUCAUUUCAGAAGAGCUUCCCCUCAGGAGAUUCAUGGGCUCUUUCUUCGCCUUACGCCUUUGUUGACCGCCUCAAAUCGUUCAGCUAUGGAUGCAUUUCUACCAAGCUACUCUGCUCCGCUUUCGACUCCCCUCACAGAAGCGACGAUAACUAGCGCAGACCAAACAGAUGACUCGUCCCCACCAAAUAAACCAGCUGCCGCACCUGGGCCAUAUUCUCGUGUGGGGAUGCCCUCGAUGCGCUCUGAUCGACCAGCUUUGGUUGUAUCUAGUACAUCGUGGACACCUGACGAAGACUUUGGGAUCUUGUUGGAAGCGUUGCAGACGUAUGAGCAGCGAGCGAGACAAGCAGCCGGAGGUUUACCUCGCCUGUGGGUGCUUAUAACUGGAAAGGGUCCGUUACGCGGCUCGUACAUGAGUCAAGUUGGGAAGCUUCAAGAAGAGUGGAGGUAUGUUCGCUGUGCAAGCGUUUGGUUGGAGGCAGAGGACUACCCAGUUUUGCUUGGUUCUGCUGAUUUUGGAGUGUGCCUGCACUCAAGUUCUUCGGCCCUUGACCUGCCUAUGAAAGUUGUCGAUAUGUUUGGUUGCGGGCUUCCUGUUUGUGCUUUGGAUUUCAAGUGCUUACCGGAACUCGUUCAGCAUGGUAAAAACGGUCUCGUGUUCAAAAACGCGGAUGAGCUUGCGAAGCAAAUGGAGGACCUAUUAGCGGGAUUCCCUACAUCCUCGUCAAUCGACGCAUUACGUGCUGGAUUAUCCCGUCCCCCGGAGAGUCUGAAUGAGGGAGACGAUCACCCGUUAGCUGAGGGCACCUGGUGGACAUGGGCCCAGAAUUGGAAUCGGGUUGUCAGACCAUUAGUCUUGAGUGACGUGACUCGUGGAGGUGUAUUGGCCGACGUGGUCGGCUAGAAGUAGGGACCAUAUAGCUUCUAGCACGCAUGACAUCACUUGAUCACACCACAUCAUUGUACAGUCAAAAGUUGUGACAACAAUAUAUACCCAAGCCGAUACCACAAUAAAAACAGUUUACAUCUAUCAUUCUUCGUCAUGAACAAGGUUAAAGCAGGAAUGCGGCGGCUCCCGUAAUAGCGACCAACGCCGACCACCGGCCAUCUACAACGAGGCUCACUGCACCGCCGGUGCUGCUCUGCGACGCGGUCAGGUUGAUCGGACCAGGGGCAGAGCUCGCGUUGAGGUUCAUGUUCGUCCCGGCGCCGACGAACGUCGGUCCACCACCGGCGCCGACAGCGCUGGUGUUGGGGGCAAUCCACGGAGUGUAGUACUCGGGGUUGAGUGGGCCCGGGACAGUCAAGGUCGUGUUGAGCCAAGGGAUGGCGUCGCCAGUCAGGUUGACGUUGGUAUAGUUCGUCAUCUCGGCAACAAACUGGAAGACGUCUAUAGGAGGAGAAUUAUCAGUGAAUGAUACUCUGAUAUCAGGUUCGGUGAACCGCGACUAACUGGAGACGGUCUUGUUGGUGUCCUGACGGCCAAGGUUACCCAGACCCCAGUUGGCUUGAACCGUAGAGAGGCUAUACAAGGUUGUCAUAUAAAAAGAGAAGGUUAGAAAAGUUGUGUGUAGCUUACGUAGAAU